Messenger RNA from Cladocopium goreaui, 946 nucleotides. NCBI's taxonomy places the organism in Eukaryota, Dinophyceae, Suessiales, Symbiodiniaceae. The record is from the annotation of a GenBank genome assembly.
GCCAUUUUCGUCAUUCAAGUCAAACACAUGUUCCAUACAAAUCGUUUGUGGCGUUCGCGCUAUGGUGAGGAGAGUUCCAGGGUGUUUGCAUGUUGUGUGCGCAAUUUGGACACUUGGCUUCGAAACCAAAUCGCAAGUAGUUGAAACGGUGGAAAUCAAUGACUCUUCGAAAGCGGAAGAGCAGCAGGCCAUCUUGGCCAAAGCUCCCAAGGAUGCCGAGUCUGCCACGGCGUCAAACGGUCUAAGUCUAGAGGUGAGCGCUUUGCCAGAUGCUCUGCCACGCGCUUUGCGAAGCACUUCAUCCAGCCAGAGCAAGAACUUCAUCUCCGCUCAGUCAGACUUGGAAGUCGGUCUGGGCUCCCUGGGUCAGCUCCAACAGCUCCAACAGCUCCAACAGCUCCAACAGCUCCAAGGUCUCGAAGCUCAGUCAAUGCGGCAGCUCGAGGAUUCCAAGAAUUUUGACUCGAACCACAACCUGGCAGACCUGGCAGACCUGGCCUCUCAGAACAAAGCUUUGAUGGAGAUUCAGCUGAAAUACUUUUUGAACAUGAGCUGUGACAUGGGAUUCAAAGACCAAAUCUCCUCCAAGUCCGAGUUGUCCCACAUGCUGCAGAGGUGUCCUGAAGACGUUCCGGAGAGCGAUCCCUGUGCUUCCGCAUCGAUUUGCACUGGCUUCCACAGGUGUUUUGGUGCAAAGCGAGGCUUCCUUCAAUGCCAGCCUAAGCCAGACUCUGAAGUCCUGUGCCAGACAGGGCCAAACUGUUUGCCAGAAUGCCUUGGAAAGAAGCUUGGAAAUGAUGAUGACGAUUGCGCCUUGCAGCCCGUCAACAAGUGCGAAGGCUAUGUUUGGCGUAGGGGUCGUGCGACUCAGUGCAGGGUGAAGCCUGGUGGGAAUCCAAGUGGCGCAGAUAUUUGUUCAAAUGCCCAUAUUUGCGGAGAGAGGUAA